Messenger RNA from Pichia kudriavzevii, 1548 nucleotides. RefSeq lists its product as uncharacterized. The transcript has a single exon. The coding region runs from base 1 to 1548 and encodes 515 amino acids. The record is from RefSeq and is a predicted model, not a curated record. NCBI's taxonomy places the organism in Eukaryota, Fungi, Ascomycota, Pichiomycetes, Pichiales, Pichiaceae.
AUGACUUCUGAAAUAGACCACGACAUAGAAAACGUUAAAAACUUAGCCAGGCAACUCAGUGACAAGUACAAUGUCUCCUUUAUUGGUUUCUUUCAAAAUGCUAAUCGCACAUUUGAAAGAAUGAUUAGUGCUGGUAUAGAGACGACCAUAACUCCCAAUGGUUCCUUUGAAAGCUUCGCCCUUAACAAUAUCACAAAUAGUUCAGAUUUUCAAGAUCUAUUUUCUUUUUUAAUCAACCCAUCAAGUAAAACGUCGUCGCCAAAGCAAUUUUGUUCGAAUGCUAGUAAUUCAUGGAUAUCCAGGUCUGAAGAUCCAUUCCCAAAGGAUAUCUAUAAAAUGGUUAAUAUAAACCCACACCAUAGAUUGGAUGUUAAGAAUUACCUCUAUACCUGCCUUGAAGAGUUCCAGCAAAUUCCGUGUAAAUUAUUAUCCAAGGCAUGGAUUAAGAUAGUUGAGCCAAAGAAACAAGCAAAAUACCCCUAUAAGAGUGGAGACUCCUCAAAACCUUACUGGUGGCCUGAAGAUUGUAUCCACAGAGAACCAGAUCAUUUAAAAAAAGAUGAAAGGAUCAACCUGUUAAUAAACAUCUUAAGGAUUUUCAAACAUAAAAAAUCUGAACUAAUAUAUGCUGCAUCUUUGAUACCAGGCCUUAGGCAAGGCAACAUAACCACCGAUAUAGGGAAUCAUUUUGGUGAAAGGAAAAUGAGCUUAUUAAAUGACAUGUUCCAACUGGCCAAUGCUGAAAAUGAUAGUAAUAUCAAAAGCUUGCGAGUUAUCAAACCUGGUAAGAAAUAUUCAAGUGUUUUCUACAAAAAGAACAAUAUGAAAAGCCUAGGAACAUCUUCUGACUAUUCAAGGACACAUAAUGAAACACCAAAAAGAAAAUAUGGUUCAAAAUCCUCCAACAAUUGCGAAACGCCCUUAUCUAUGGCGGUAGACCCACAGACUAAACUGGCACCGUAUCCACAUCCCCUGAACAACACGGACAACGAGUUUGGUUACCAUGAUUUAACAGAAUACAUGAUUACAUCAAGGCACGAUGAUAUAAAAAAUAUAGAUUUACAAUCGAGUGCCGGUCUUGCCUCUCCGUUUAUCCCAGAUUCAUCAACUAAGGUGAAAUACCCAAUAAACACCCAUGUAACGCCUCCUAAGUACUUUAAUAUUGGUGAUAAAAGUAACGAGGUAAAUAUAGAUACCCAAUUCUUCAACGAUAAUACAACGUUCAAUAUCACAAAAAAUAUCAAAACCAAGCCAUUAACUCCAAUAAACCCUUUCAAAAUAUACAAUCAACAGGUUUCACCCCCACCAACUGGUACUUUUUCAACCCCUAGAAACACAAACGCUUUGGGGACACUGAAUCAAUCUGCAAUGAAUUCGUUGAACCAAAAACUGCACUAUAUAACCAACACCUCACAUCUUCUUGAAUCCAAAUUGGAAGGAGAGAAAGAGAUACCUGUUUCUAGAAAAAUUAGAACUUUCAAAAUUGUUCACGACAAGUUAUCAAGAGGCGGUUGUGAUCAUGAUGAAACUGACGUCGAAAUUGAGUAG